This is a messenger RNA of Daldinia caldariorum, 1601 nucleotides long. RefSeq lists its product as uncharacterized. Lineage: Eukaryota; Fungi; Ascomycota; Sordariomycetes; Xylariales; Hypoxylaceae. Gene Ontology annotation, cellular component: nuclear origin of replication recognition complex. Gene Ontology annotation, molecular function: DNA binding. The record is from RefSeq and is a predicted model, not a curated record. Gene Ontology annotation, biological process: DNA replication. The transcript has 2 exons. Bases 196 to 1374 code for a protein of 392 amino acids.
GGUACCUCCUACUAACCUCUCGUCCAGUCUUCAUCAUUUUGGAUUCUUCAACUUUAAAACACCGUCUAAACGCGACCGACAUUCGACCUGACUACGUUUGAGCUUACCUAGGUUAGGUACCUAAGGUAAAAUUAUAAGCCACUACUUUUUUACUUCCUCUUAUCUUGAUCUCGGCAUCCUAAGAUCAACUUCGACAUGAGCCGCACUUUAGAACCGACUCUCCUUUCUCUAUUACCUACAUACUCUCAAGACUUACCUCAACCUCUCCUUGAGCUCGCGUCUUCUUUGCUUGCACAGUCUCGUCAUAAUGCCGGCGCACUCAGGGCUGAAGAAGAAGUAGCUCGGACUUACGCAUGUGCUCACAUUGCUUGCGAGCGCCUAAAGAUAACCCUCGAUCUUCCGCCGAUCCAACCAAGACCUCCUGUUCCACCUCGAAUAUACAAGAGACUAUAUACUCACCUCAACAAUGUCUUACCUGCGAAUGCAGUGGGGCGGUCAGGGCGGGUGCGGACGCCGAGCUCAAAACUACGCGAAUUGGGGACACUAGAUAGCGCUCAACGGAUUCCCUCUCGAGGUACGCCUACUAAGGAAGAAUCGUUAGCCAAGUUCCGGUCUCCCACCACACUCAGGGUUAAUAGUACCCCUACGAAGUCUUCAAGUAAGCCGCCGCCGAUCCCCGCCAAGAGAAAAGCUGGAGGAAGCAUGAGCGUACUGCCGGCUUGGAUUCGACCGACUAUUCAGUUUAUGUGUAAAGAGCUGGAUGAGGAAAGCAUCGGACGAAUCGUCUUGGCCGGUAUGCAGACAAUCGUCACUCCACACGGGAAACGAACGAAGGACGAAUGGGUCAACGGGCACUUAACAUCGUUGCUUGCGGCCGUAUAUUUUCUCGUUUCGUCCCAGAUAUAUGUUUUGGAACAAGGCAAGGAUUUAGACGAUCCACAAUACGCACGGAUGCGAAAAUCUAUCCUCAAUGUUAUGGGGCGAGCGCAGGAGAACGUUAGCGUAGUAGGUAUGGAUGAAGACGAGCUUUGGAUCGGAUGGUCGGACAUAAAGUCGAGAGAUGUAGAUGGUGCCGUUGCCAAAGUAGUCGAGAAUAACUGGCAGGAAGAAGAGUGGUUCGCGGGCAUUAAACAUAUAAUCAAGGCGAAAAAUACCAGUAAGGACGGCGAAGACGUGGAAAUAGACGAUGGAGAUGAAGGGCAAGUCAGCGGAAAGCUUCAUAUCCAGAGGGGCGAUACUAUGCUUCAGAGCAAGUGGGAUAUGACUGAUAAAAAGCGAGAGGAAUAUCGCGAGUGGAAAGAUGAGAUGAUGCGCCGAAUCGAGGAGUUUGAACAUUCCCAAACAUCCACGAUAGAUAUCCACGCCACCGCAUGAUGAUGUAACGAGUAAUUCCAGGAGUUGAGAACCAGGUACUUGGUAGGUAAUAAAAACUUCUACACUUAUGUCCUCAUCCAGGUUGCCUGUCUGAAUCAACCCUCGAAAUAUUCCAGUCAGUUCAUCUGUUUAAUACCAUAUUAUAAGACGAGAGGCUGUUCAGAACUUUAAGAAUCCUGAGCAUUAGUAUAUUCUCACACGUCAAAACGUCAAUAACCUAUUCUCCC